This is a messenger RNA of Trichomycterus rosablanca, 1322 nucleotides long. RefSeq names its product general transcription factor IIIC, polypeptide 6, alpha (gene gtf3c6). The record is from RefSeq and is a predicted model, not a curated record. Lineage: Eukaryota; Metazoa; Chordata; Actinopteri; Siluriformes; Trichomycteridae. The transcript has a single exon. Gene Ontology annotation, cellular component: transcription factor TFIIIC complex. Bases 43 to 567 code for a protein of 174 amino acids. Gene Ontology annotation, biological process: transcription by RNA polymerase III.
CCGUGUGGAACACGUGUGGACCAGGACCGCCGGACUUCGCUUAUGGAGGAUGAGUGGGAUGAAGAGGAGCAGGUGGUGGUGGCGGAGCUCUCCGGAAUGAUUAACUCAGACGUGCUGAGUGGGCCUGGGGGAGUGUGUAAGAUCGUGGGCAUGAGCACCGAGCAGCCCAUCCUGCAGCUGGGCAGGUACGUGUUCGCCGGGCAGUACGAGGACUCUCUGGGUACCUGUGUGAUCUUUGAGGAGCAUCCUCAGGACCAGGCGGGUUCCGACCAGAAUCCCGCCCUGCAGUACAAGUGCCACACCACCAAGAAGCUGAUGCUGCAGAGGACCUUCCUGUACGAGAGGAAGGAGGGGGAGGCGAGCACUGGUGGGAUUGAGAUCCUGUCCCUGAAUGAGGGGGAGAUGGGUGGCAGGGCCAACACUGUGUGCCACUACGGCCUGGACCCUACAGAGACCCAGGGGCCCAACACGGGAGACGUGAUCAGCGACGACUCGGACAUCGAAAUAACAGAAGCAGGAGAAAGUUCAGUCAUGAAGGACGGUGUGACAGAAACACCACAAGUCUGAGAACUAGUACUGGACUAGUAAUCGAAAGGUCAAUGGUUCAAGCCCCACCACUGCCUGGCAGCCACUGGACCCUUGAGCAAGGCCCUUAACCCCCUUAAAAGCUCAGACAGUAUACUGUCACAGUACUACUGUAAGUCGCUUUGGAUAAAAGCGUCUCCUAAAUGCUGAGAAUAUAAAUGUAAAUAAUGAUCUGUAAAGUGGGUGGUACAGUGCAGCAGGUGGAUUGGCUGCACUCAUGUCUCCCCACCUAAAUCAUCGACCAGUUUCAAAGCCAGGACAUUGUCCAACGUGCUUACAAACUUCUGUACGGACAAUAAAGUUCAUUGUAAAUGAAAAUUAGUAGCAGUAGUAGUUCGCAUGGCGCUACGCCUCUAUUUAAAGCGCAGAGAGCCACCUGAAGUCGUCUCCUGUUGGGUGGAUGGUGCUGUAUCCUCCUCUCAGGCUGGUUAUCGUCCUGUGGAGCCUCCAGACAGGUCGGACACAAAGGGGAACCCCUAUACCGGAUGACCUCAGUCAGUCAUGUGGCUGCUGUCCACUGUCUUCUUGUAAGGGUGUUGAAUCCUGGCAAUGGCUUCUUUACCAGACCUGACCGGCUGGGAAUUGAACCCAGGACCUUCUCGCUGUGAGAUGACGGCGCAAAACGCCACAAAUGUAAAUGUAAUAAAAUGUAUGCCUGUAUAGAAUUGUGUUCUAAAUAAAAAUAAAACAGCAGCUGCACCGGUUACACCUGUAACCCUGCUAGUACGUGGCUGUAU